AUGAGUCCAGAUCAACAGAGGACUAGAGAUAAUACCAGGAGGUCAAAGGGUGAGUCAAAAACAUCAACUGGGAGAUUGGAUGGUGGACCAUAUCCUUGUACAAGUCACAUAUCUUAUGACAAUAAUUCUGGUGCCAAGAAAUUAAUGCUUGAAUACGACAUUGACGAAACAUUGGAAAUCAAGGAAGAAAUCGUCGAAGAUCAAGAGAAAGUCCCGGUACUUAAUACCAAAUUUGAGUCAAAAGUAUGCACCAAAAAUAUACGUGAAGAUGAUACGCUAGCUUCCGACAAUAAACUGCAGAUCCCAGAGAAUCCAAAAAUUCAGGAUUCAAAACUGGAAAAGAAGUACACAUGCGUAAAGUGUGAUCGAACCUAUAAACAUAAAUAUAAUUUGACUUAUCAUCAAAACUGGAUUUGCCAAGUCAUGCCACAGUUCAAAUGUAAAUACUGCGCCAGACAAUUUAAGCGCAGAUUUAACAUGCAUAGCCACAUAGAACACGUGCAUCAUAAAACAAAUUUGAGAACGUCGGAAUUGAUGCAUAAUUCUGACAAGUGUGCUGAGAUUUAUUCUUCGUCACGUGCCUUACUAUACCGUAAAUCUGAAGUACAAGCAACAGUCAAACCUCUACUUUUUUGCGACUAUUGUGCCUAUAAAACGCUUCGAAAGUGUAAUUUGAAAAGACACAUUGUUUGUCGCCAUUUUAAGUAAUUUAGUUAAUGAAAUCUCAAUCCUUAGAACAUUUCUGAAACAA
Molecule: messenger RNA, 751 nt
Organism: Belonocnema kinseyi
Lineage: Eukaryota; Metazoa; Arthropoda; Insecta; Hymenoptera; Cynipidae
Product: zinc finger protein 888-like
Exons: 3
Coding region: 1-708 (235 amino acids)
Source: RefSeq, a predicted model, not a curated record